Messenger RNA from Verticillium nonalfalfae, 2919 nucleotides. RefSeq names its product Phosphatidylinositol-4-phosphate 5-kinase (gene MSS4). The coding region runs from base 1 to 2919 and encodes 972 amino acids. Gene Ontology annotation, biological process: phosphatidylinositol metabolic process. NCBI's taxonomy places the organism in Eukaryota, Fungi, Ascomycota, Sordariomycetes, Glomerellales, Plectosphaerellaceae. The record is from RefSeq and is a predicted model, not a curated record. The transcript has 3 exons. Gene Ontology annotation, molecular function: phosphatidylinositol kinase activity.
AUGCCCACAUUCUUGACGCACGAGAAAGCACCAGUCUAUUCGUCCGAUACCGACUUCCUAGACCUUGAUCCGAGCAACACGCUUAGCCUGGGGGCCAAGAGCAAACACGGCGGCCACGACACGAAUGGCCACACCCAUCCUCUAGUCCUCGGCAAACAAAACUCUCCUCUACAGCCGGAUGACAGUUUUGACGAAAGCUCCUUUUCAUCCGUUCCCGCUUCCGAUUCCUCCGACUCUUGCCCCGCACAGGUGAAUGGCACCAGACCUACCAGUAUGAGCUCGUUGCCUCACGGCAGAUCGGCCAACGGUGGAGGAUAUGAGGACAAUGGCGAUCAUUACACAAACCACGAUACGCAGCAGAGGGGAAAUGGCGCUCCGUUCCCCAUUCAAAAUGGCAGCGUCGUCAAGAUGCCCGACAGAACAGCGCCUCCCCCUCCAACCAAAAAUGGCAACGUACAACCUUUGUCCGGUGCUAGUUUGACACAAGCCCCCUCCGAGACGACAUUUUCUCACCACGACCAAAGCACUGCACCGACCACCCCGGCCCGCAACACGACUUCUGCCUCGGCGAUCCUGGAGUCUCGCAACGCCCAUUCACCGCACCGCUUCUCGUCUCCUCCCAUCUACGAAGCAAAUGGCGCCGAUGCCUCUUCGUCUUUGCAGGUCCCCCCCAACACUGGUCUGAAGCAAAGACACACCCUUGAAGUGCCUAAGGUGCAACCAGGCAGGAGCUCCAAAGACGGACACGACACGGCUUUUGCAAGCGGUCGGUUCUCCCCGACGGCGGCGACGGCAGGAGUUCGUAGGGCAUCACUCAGUCUAGGACGCAGGAACACAAGGUCACUGCAGUCCGAUGCGCCACGCGAUGACGUAGUGCCCGACGAGGAUGCCCUUCGCUGGGCAGAAGCCUACCGCCAGAAAAGGGCAAGCAAGAGAAAGAAGAAGGAAGAGGAAGACGACGAUCGUGUGCUUGUUGGUACCAAAGUCGACGAGCAUCAUGCCAACUGGGUUACGGCAUACAACAUGCUUACAGGCAUCCGUGUCUCCGUGUCGCGUACGAACGCCAAGCUUGACAGACCACCCACAGAUGCCGACUUCGUUGCCAAACAAAAGUCCACCUUUGACAUUGCUGGCAAUGAACUUGUCCCGUCGGCCAAGUACGACUUCAAGUUUAAGGACUACGCACCAUGGGUCUUCCGUCGGCUGCGCUCACUUUUCCGACUUGACCCUGCAGACUACCUCAUGUCUCUCACAGGAAAGUACAUACUCUCUGAGCUCGGUUCUCCGGGCAAGAGCGGAAGCUUUUUCUACUUCUCUAGGGACUACAAGUACAUCAUUAAGACCAUCCAUCAUGCCGAACACAAGUUUCUUCGCAAAAUUCUCAAAGAUUAUUACCAGCAUGUCAGCGACAACCCCAACACCUUGCUGUCUCAAUUUUAUGGUCUUCACCGUGUCAAGAUGCCCUAUGGCAAGAAGAUUCAUUUUGUUGUCAUGAACAAUCUUUUCCCGCCGCACCGGGAUAUUCACUCCACCUUCGAUCUCAAAGGCUCGACUAUUGGUCGUGAUUAUCGCGAGGAGGACCUGGACAAGAACCCAAGGGCCACAAUGAAGGAUCUCAACUGGUUGAGGCGGCAACGCUCUCUUGAGCUAGGUAUCCAGAAGAAGCGACUUUUCCUGGAACAGCUCAACCGAGACGUCGCACUCAUGAAGAAGCUGAAGAUAAUGGACUACUCACUCCUUAUUGGUAUCCACGACGUAUCCAGGGGGAACGAGGAGAACUUGAGGGGCAAGACUCUACAGGUGUUCAACCCCGGUGGCGACGCCACACAGGACGAUGCUGAGCCUCAGUCGGUGCUUCUGAGAACGCCAUCAAAGUUGGAGAACGCACGAAAGGCCAAGGAACUGAGGCAGAUGAUCCGUCAAGAACGGCCCGUGCCCAUGGGCGCAUCCAACAAGAUGCCGGACGAGCUAGACGAAGCGCACAACAGAGCGGGCUUCAUUUUCAACCAAGACGACGGCGGCCUUCGAGCCACACACGAAGACAACUCUCCAGCUGACGAAAUCUACUACCUGGGAGUGAUCGACUGCCUGACUCACUACGGAAUGAUCAAAAAGAUUGAACACUUCUGGAAGGGGUUAACAAAUGAUAGAAAUCAAAUCUCUGCCACCCCUCCCAGUCAAUACGGAGAUCGUUUCUACCAUUUUGUGGAGGGCAUCACUAUGUCACCAGAGCAAGCUGCCCGCGAGAAGCAACAAAAGCAAGAAGAAGAGGCAGCGGCUGCUGUUGUGAGCGAUAACCAGAAUCAACGUGUCUCCAGCUGGAGAAGCUCAAACUCCCGGCGACGAUCCAACUCGGCGUCAGCGCCUCCCAUGCCCUCCCAUCAACCGCCGCCAGCCCCUCUGCCAAGUGGACAAAUGUCUCCCGAGGCGCAGGAGGUUAUCGAAAAGGCUGAGCUCGUGGCACAGAGGUCAGCGGAGCGUGGUGCGUCGGAAGAGUCUGUUCCAGACAAGGUCAUGACGACGACACCAGCACCCGACAGACGGGAAUCCGGACAGACGCAGCCAGUCCUGCCUGUUGUCGAGGAAGCUGCCGAAUCACACUCAAUUGGAGGACGCAGCCGCGAUGGGGACGACGAACAUAGGCCUGCAACGCCGGCAAAGCCUGAUUUCUUGAACAAGUUGCCGGGGUUCAGGAAUUACGCUCCUCCCACGCCACCAAAGACUGGCCUGAAGCCUGAGAGUCAGGACAGCGGAUACGGUGCCAUGACGCAGUCGAGAAGCAACGACUCCAAGUCCUUCAGCCCAGAUGAGUCGUUCGGGCUCCAACCAAGGCUAAGCAAAGACUCUUUGAACAAGGAUCUGCCACCUCUGCCUGGCGAGACUGUGCCCGAAACCAGAGCUCGACUUGGCCUUGCAUAG